This is a messenger RNA of Patiria miniata (bat star), 516 nucleotides long. RefSeq lists its product as uncharacterized. The record is from RefSeq and is a predicted model, not a curated record. The transcript is spliced from 2 exons. The coding region runs from base 7 to 495 and encodes 162 amino acids. Lineage: Eukaryota; Metazoa; Echinodermata; Asteroidea; Valvatida; Asterinidae.
CCAGCCAUGGCGUUGCAAUGUAGAGCUCCAAAGAGGAAAUGUGCUGCAAAAUCACCUGGCUUUUACAAGAGGCUUACUACUAUUGACUUGAAGGAUUCUCAAGGCGGGAAAAAUCAGUAUCGAGACAAGAAAACUUGGAGAGAAGGGGAGUUAUUUGAUAUUGAGAUUCUAAAAGAAGCAGAUGACAAGGUCUUUGUAACCUACCCGGGAUGGGACUCUAAAUACAACGAGUGGUUGCCCAGAUCUCAAUGUGCAGAUGUCAUCAACAUCCAAUGCCUCUCGACACCCUCAUCUCUAGAUGAUGGGCAGAAACUGUUUUGCGCGAAUUUAAGACUAGACAUAAAACGUAAUCUACUUGGGAAGAGGAAAGCUGACCCUCAUAUUUCAAUCACUCGUGACAUUCAGUUUGAUGUGUAUGAACAUUUUUUUGGUACUCAGAAUAAAAUCAGAUACCCCACAAACAGUGAACUUAAUGAUGUACUUGGUACUGGUUGAAUGGAACGCUUCAACAAGAGC